Messenger RNA from Acipenser ruthenus (sterlet), 2726 nucleotides. RefSeq names its product DNA-directed DNA/RNA polymerase mu-like. Bases 508 to 2076 code for a protein of 522 amino acids. The record is from RefSeq and is a predicted model, not a curated record. Gene Ontology annotation, biological process: double-strand break repair via nonhomologous end joining. The transcript is spliced from 11 exons. Gene Ontology annotation, molecular function: DNA binding; DNA-directed DNA polymerase activity. NCBI's taxonomy places the organism in Eukaryota, Metazoa, Chordata, Actinopteri, Acipenseriformes, Acipenseridae. Gene Ontology annotation, cellular component: nucleus.
UAAUAAUAAUAAUAAUAAUAAUAAUAAUAAUAAUAAUAAUAAUAAUAAUAAUACAGUGAGGUCCGUUUUUACUUGUGGGACGCACGUGUUCCCAUGCUGUACCUUUAAAGAAACCGUUCAGUUUAAUUUUCUAUUUAAACUUGUUCACUCAGCACAAGGUGUGUUUUUUUUUUUUUUUUUAAUUGUCCGAAAUAACACACAGCAUGUUUAUAGAAACAGUGACAAAUAACGUACUGGCGUUUUUGUUAUGACCAAAAAAAAUAAAAUAAAACAAAAUAUAUCACGUGGGUACAGUAAAGCAACAUUCACACUUCCGGUAAAAGUUUAGCGCAGUAAAAUUGCACCCCGUGGUUAUUAUACUCGCUUUGGAUAAAAGCCUCUGCUAAACAAUUAAAUAAAUAGUAUUUAUACACAUAAUAAUGAAACAUUGAAACGCCGGGUUCUCUCUGGGCCUCAGAACUGGUUAACAGGACGAUUUGCGUGUCCUGCGGUUCACAUCCUGUAGAAAUGACUGGUUUCUUUGGGGGGGGGGGCGUGUGUACUCACUGUAGGUGCCGGGCGAUGGUUCCCCUAAAGCGCAGACGGAAGGACGGAGGCGCUGCUCCGAUCGCGGGGGUCCAGGAGCGGGCUCCCGUGAACCGCUUCCCCGGCGUUGAGAUCUUUCUCCUGGAGCGCAGAAUGGGGUCGAGCCGGCGCGCCUUCCUCACGCAGCUGGCGCGGAGGAAAGGGUUCCGAGUGCAGGACACGCUCGGUGACAGUGUGACUCACCUGGUGUCUGAGAGUAACUCUGGGGACGAGGUGUGGGAGUGGCUGGACAGACAGACAGGGGGACAGACGCCCGGCUCGCUGUCCCUGCUGGACAUCAGCUGGUUCACGGACAGCAUGGAGACAGGCAGGCCAGUGGAAAUCCUGGACAGACACAGGCUACAGGUGUCUGCACCCCGCUCCGAUCCAGAGGAACCCCGAAUUUCUGCGUACGCCUGUCAGAGGAGGACCCCUCUGGACCACCUCAACAAGAUCUUCACCGAUGCCUUGGAGGUCCUGGCGGAGAACGCGGAAUUCUCGGAGAGCGAGGGGCGUGGCCUGGCGUUCCGGAAGGCGGGGUCUGUCCUGCGGUCCCUCCCCUUCGCCGUGUCCAGGAUGGAGGAUCUGAGGGGGGUGCCCUGCCUCGGGGAACACUCCCGAAAAAUCAUCCAGGAGAUUCUGGAAGACGGGGUGUCAGGGGAGGUGGAGGGGGUCCUCCGGUCCGAGCGCUACCGAGCCAUGAAGGCGUUGACAGGUGUCUUCGGGGUGGGGGUGAAGACAGCUGACCGCUGGGCGAGGGAGGGGCUUCGGACCCCCGGUGACCUCUUGACCUCUGGGCACAGACUGUCGAGAGAGCAGGAAGCAGGGGUGCGGUACUAUGAGGACCUGAACUGCCCGGUAACAAGGGCUGAGGCCGACGCCAUUGGUGAGAUUGUGGAGGAGGCGGUCCACAGCAUCCUGCCUGGGGCUCGAGUCACACUGAUGGGAGGGUUCAGGAGGGGGAAGGAGGCGGGGCAUGAUGUGGACCUCCUGAUCACACACCCAGAGGAAGGGAAAGAGGAGGGGCUUCUGGGCAAGCUCACCAGCUGGUUGGACAGCCAGGGCGUGCUGCUGUACCAGCGUGUGAGUGAAGGCUCGGGCGGGCGGGGGAGGGAGUCUGGCCCCAUGGAUCACUUCCAUCGGAGUUUCUCAAUCCUCAAACUGGGAGAGCAGCCAGGAGCCCAGCCUGGGGCCUCGAGUGCCGACCAGACCCAGGAGGCAGCAGCCCCCCGCGGGCAGGGCGGGGCCCAGGGGAGGGGGUGGAGGGCGGUGCGAGUGGAUUUGGUGAUCUGUCCCUACAGCCAGUAUGCAUACGCCCUGCUGGGCUGGACCGGGUCACAGCAGUUUGAGAGGGACCUGCGUCGCUUUGCCAGUCAGGAGCGAGACAUGAGUCUGAACAGCCACGGACUGUACCAGCGAGAGCAGAACCGGUACCUGCCCGCUGCUUCGGAGGAGGAGAUCUUCACUCACCUGGGACUGGAGUUCAUCCCCCCGCCCCAGAGGAACGCCUGAGACCCCCCCCCCCGCACCCCCACACAACACACAGACCCCCACCCCAGCCCAGCCCAGCCCAGCCCAGCCCAGUCACACAGCCCCCCCCUCACACACUGAGACCCCCAGCCCAGCCCAGCCCAGUCACACAGCCCCCCACACAACACACAGCCCCCCACACAACACACAGACCCCCAGCCCAGCCCAGCCCAGCCCAGCCCAGUCACACAGCCCCCCCCUCACACACUGAGACCCCCCCCGCCGCACCCCCACACAACACACAGACCCCCAGCCCAGCCCAGUCACACAGCCCCCCCCUCACACACUGAGACCCCCCCGCCGCACCCCCACACAACACACAGACCCCCAGCCCAGCCCAGCUCAGUCACACAGCCCCCCCUCACACAACACACAGACCCCCAGCCCAGCCCAGCCCAGUCACACAGCACCCCCCUCACACACUGAGACCCCCAGCCCAGUCAGACAGCCCCCCCACACACACUGAGACCCCCAGCCCAGUCAGACAGCCCCCCCACACACACUGAGACCCCCAGCCCAGUCAGACAGCCCCCCCCUCACACAACACACAGCUUCAGAACCCUGUACAGUAUUUCUCAGGGUUGUUUAAUGUUCUUAUUACAAUUGUGAAUAAAAUGUUUUAUCGUUUCGUA